Molecule: messenger RNA, 2589 nt
Organism: Trifolium pratense (red clover)
Lineage: Eukaryota; Viridiplantae; Streptophyta; Magnoliopsida; Fabales; Fabaceae
Product: serine/threonine-protein kinase tricornered-like
Exons: 14
Coding region: 450-2132 (560 amino acids)
Biological process (GO): peptidyl-serine phosphorylation; intracellular signal transduction
Molecular function (GO): protein serine/threonine kinase activity; ATP binding
Source: RefSeq, a predicted model, not a curated record
AAGUAUAUCUUAUUUUCUCAACUUUUUUUUUAUUCCUAAAAAAGUGAAAAAAAAUAUGGUUGCAAAGUUGGUAUAAAAAGGAACACGAGAACAUGCAUGAUUUUGAUUCAUUUCAUUUUCAGAAAUAGAAAGAAACAUAAAAAAGAGAGGAGAGGAGCAUCGCACAGAAAAUCACGCACGCGUACAAUCACAAUCUCAUCGGAAAGAGACGACACACACACCUUUUCCUUUCUCAUUCCCCAUUGCACAACCAAAUUCCCUCUCUCUCUCUCUCUCUCUCUCUCUAGGGUUUCAUCAAAUCCUUAAAAUUCUUUCCUUCUCUCACGCCAUUGCUUCCAUUUUACGGUUUGCAAAAUGCCCCAAGCAAAGGAAUUCAGUGAUUUGAAGGAAAUUGUUUGAACAUGCAUAUAGAAGGAACAAGGAAGGUUGUUAAUUAUUGAGUUAAGAAAAUGGAUUCUGCUAGGAGUUGGCUUCAGAAGUUGCAGCCUCGUGAUAAACUGAAGGCAAAGAAGAGAGAUGAAGAUGGUAAUAAUGAUGGAGAUGGAGAUGGAGAUUCGACAUCACCUGUCGAUGAAGCAUUGCUUUCUGAUGUCACCAAACAGAAGGUUGCCGCGGCAAAGCAGUAUAUUGAAAAUCAUUACAAGGAGCAAAUGAAGAACCUUCAGGAGAGGAAGGAGCGUCGAACCAUCUUGGAAAAGAAGUUGGCUGAUGCUGAUGUCUCUGAAGAGGAUCAAAGCAACUUGCUUAAGUUUUUAGAGAAAAAGGAAACUGAAUAUAUGCGCCUUCAGAGGGCCAAGAUGGGCGUUGAUGAUUUUGAGUUAUUAACUAUGAUUGGAAAAGGUGCAUUUGGAGAGGUCAGAGUCUGCAGAGAGAAGACUACUGAUCAUGUAUACGCAAUGAAAAAACUAAAGAAAUCAGAGAUGCUUCGCAGAGGCCAGGUUGAACACGUCAAAGCGGAAAGGAAUCUCCUCGCAGAGGUUGACAGCAAUUGCAUAGUCAAACUUUACUGUUCUUUCCAGGAUGAUGAGUAUCUUUAUCUUAUUAUGGAGUAUCUACCGGGUGGAGAUAUGAUGACUCUACUUAUGAGAAAGGAUACCUUGACUGAAGAUGAAGCCAGAUUUUAUGUUGGAGAAACUGUUCUGGCUAUUGAAUCUAUACACGAGCACAAUUAUAUACACAGGGAUAUCAAGCCUGACAACUUAUUACUUGAUAGAUAUGGACACUUGAGACUGUCUGACUUUGGACUUUGUAAACCAUUAGACUGUAGUCAGCUUGAAGAAAAGGAUUUUUCUGUUGGUCAGAAUGCAAAUGGAUCUACACAUAAUGAGACCGGUUCAACUCCAAAACGCACACAACAAGAACAACUGCAAAACUGGCAAAAGAACAGGAGGACACUUGCUUAUUCCACAGUUGGUACACCGGAUUAUAUUGCUCCAGAAGUUCUUUUGAAGAAAGGGUAUGGGAUGGAAUGUGAUUGGUGGUCACUCGGUGCUAUCAUGUAUGAAAUGUUGGUGGGAUAUCCACCUUUUUAUUCUGAUGAUCCAAUGACAACAUGUAGGAAGAUAGUGAACUGGAAAUCUCACUUGAAAUUUCCUGAGGAAGCUGGGCUAUCGCCAGAGGCUAAAGAUCUUAUUAGUAGACUUUUAUGUAAUGUCAAUCAUAGGCUGGGAUCAAACGGUGCUGAUGAAAUAAAGGCUCAUCCGUUCUUCAAUGGUGUUGAAUGGGAUAAACUAUAUCACAUUGAAGCUGCAUUUAUACCUGAGGUCAAUGAUGAAUUAGAUACUCAGAAUUUUGAAAAGUUCGAUGAGGCUGACUUCGAAACUCGACCGUCAUCAAAAGCUGGUCCAUGGAGGAAGAUGAUUUCAUCUAAGGACUUCAAUUUUGUUGGAUACACAUACAAGAACUUUGAAAUUGUCAGCGAUUAUCAAGUUCCUGGGAUGGCUGAACUGAAGAAGAAACCCUCCAAAUCAAGGAGACCAUCCAUUAAGUCACUUUUUGAUUCCGAUUCAGAGGUGUCUGAGGUUUCUGAUACAUCUGCAAGUGAUCAACCUGUUCAAGGAAGCUUUUUAAACCUCUUGCCGCCCAAGUUAGAGCCAUCUAAUAGCGAGAGGAAUCUUACUCAUGAGUCCUAACAAGGGAAUCUCGUGAUCUAUUGAGUCAAAUAGUGUAGGUAUCAUCAUAACUCAUGCAUAUAUUUGACUAUUUCUAUGCUUUAAAUGUCACUCUUGAUGCAAUUCCUUGUUGGACUUGUUAUUGGUUACACUAAUUAAUUGUUAUGAGAAAAGGAAAGAAGAAAGUGUUGUCCUCUUGAAUCAUGUAAUUAACCUCAAGCUGGCUUCGACAAGUCUUUUCUGGUUGCAACUAUUGAAUUGUAAAUCUCUUACCGUCCAUUGUCAAAUAUGCUACUCUGUAAACAGAUACCUGGUGUCAUUGAAUUGUGGAUACAAUGUAUUUUACUAUUCAUGUUCUUUUUUACAUUAUUUAUAACAAAACAUUUGUCUGUAACCCUGAAGUGUAAUCACUGACAAGUACUUUUGUUUUACAAGUCAUACAUUAAAUUAAAUUUAUUGAAGUCCAUUUUGAGACAAA